Passer montanus (Eurasian tree sparrow) is the source of this 1406-nucleotide messenger RNA. RefSeq names its product acidic mammalian chitinase-like. Gene Ontology annotation, biological process: chitin catabolic process; carbohydrate metabolic process. The record is from RefSeq and is a predicted model, not a curated record. Gene Ontology annotation, cellular component: extracellular region. Lineage: Eukaryota; Metazoa; Chordata; Aves; Passeriformes; Passeridae. Gene Ontology annotation, molecular function: chitin binding; chitinase activity. The coding region runs from base 100 to 1251 and encodes 383 amino acids. The transcript has 11 exons.
UUCGUAAUGUUUGUCCAUCGCUGCUGAUCCCACGCUGGCAGCAGAGAGGAGCAGGGUAUAAAAGCGGGCGAGAGCCCGAGCACAUCAGUCUGGUCCAAGAUGGCCAAGCUCACUCUGCUCACCGGCCUGGCGCUGCUGCUGAACGCCCAGCUCGGCACUGCCUAUGUGCUGACCUGCUACUUCACCAACUGGGCCCAGUACAGGCCCGGUGAGGGGCGAUACACCCCUGAGAACAUCGACCCCAACCUGUGCAGCCACCUGAUCUACGCCUUUGCCGGCAUGAACAACAACGAGAUCACCACCUACGAGUGGAACGACGAGACCCUGUACAAGUCCUUCAACGGCCUCAAGAACCAGAACAGGAACCUGAAGACCCUGCUGGCCAUUGGAGGAUGGAAUUUUGGCACACAGAAGUUCUCCACCAUGGUCUCCACUCCCCAGAACCGCCAGACCUUCAUCAACUCCGUGGUCAGGUUCCUGCGCCAGUACGGAUUCGACGGGCUGGACCUGGACUGGGAAUACCCCGGCUCCAGGGGCAGCCCUGCCCAGGACAAGUCUCUCUUCACCGUGCUGGUUAAGGAGCUGCUGGCAGCCUUCGAGCAGGAAGCCAGGCAGACCAACAGGCCCCGGCUCAUGGUCACCGCCGCUGUGGCCGGAGGGCUUUCCACCAUCCAGUCUGGCUACGAGAUCGCCGAGCUGGGCAAGUACCUGGAUUACAUCCACGUCAUGACCUACGACUUCCACGGGCCCUGGGACGGCUCCACGGGCGAGAACAGCCCCCUGUUCGCCAGCGGCAGCACCCUCAGCGUUGAGUACGCCAUGAACUACUGGAAGAACAACGGCGCCCCAGCUCAGAAGCUCCUGGUGGGAUUCCCAACCUACGGGAAGAGCUUCACCCUGCAGAGCCCCUCCAACACCGCCAUCGGCGCCCCCAGCUCCGGGCCCGGCCCCGCCGGACCCUACACCAGGGAGGCCGGGCUCCUGGCUUACUACGAGAUCUGCACCUUCCUGAGCUCUGGAGCCACCCAGACUUGGGAUGCCCCCGAGGAUGUCCCCUACGCCUACAAGGGCAGCGAGUGGGUCGGCUACGACAACGAGAAGAGCUUUGGCCUCAAGGUGGACUGGCUGAAGAAGAACAACUUUGGAGGAGCCAUGGUGUGGACCAUCGACCUGGAUGACUUCACUGGCACCUUCUGCCACCAGGGCAAAUACCCGCUGAUCUCCACGCUGAAGAGGGGCCUGGGGCUGUGAACGUGCAGCUGCACAGCUCAGUCCUGACGUCCCUGCAGCUGCUGGGGGUGCAGGUGGCAGUGGGAGUGCAGGAGGAGCUGCAGGGCCGGUGACAGAUCCUGAUCCCAAUCCUGAUCCCGAUCCUGAUCCCUAUCCUGAUCCUGGAUCCUGGAUCC